AUGUUCAUCUCUGUCUCCGACCUCGGCUCUGAUAUCCAAUUCCACUGGGCAUUCUACCUUGUCCAAAGCCGGGGCCAAGGCAUCAUGUUCCAUAUGAUCAACAGCAUCGAGACGGGCAAUCGAUGGCAAUAUCAGACGAAGCCUGUUACCGGAAUUCCAAACUCACUCAACCUACUGGUCGCCGUGAAGAUAGCAGUAAUGGACCCAGCAUUACAUAGUGCCCUUGCAGAUCGUCUCGCUGCUGUUCCUGAUACCCCACCUAUCACUUGUCGCCUGUGGCUCAAGCGAGCAUUGCUUGAACUGGAUGAGGAGGGGUAUAUUCAACUCACGGGGAGGGUUGACAAUAUUGAACAGGAGGCGCUGAUUGAAGCAGCGGAGAAUCAGCCACAGAGAAUACGUACUGGUCUUUGUAGUCGGUAUCGUGUGGUAUAG
Molecule: messenger RNA, 432 nt
Organism: Aspergillus oryzae RIB40
Lineage: Eukaryota; Fungi; Ascomycota; Eurotiomycetes; Eurotiales; Aspergillaceae
Exons: 2
Coding region: 1-432 (143 amino acids)
Source: RefSeq, a predicted model, not a curated record